AUGGAUGAUGAUGAUAAUCAACUAUCUAUUCUCACCAGUCGAAAGAAAUACGCUGUUUUCAUUAGCUUCAGAGGAGAAGACACCCGCUCUAGUUUUACCAGUCAUCUCUACAAAGCACUCAUCAGCAACGGAAUCGAAACCUACAUCGAUGACAGACUUGAACGAGGAGAUCAGAUCUCCAAAGCUCUUCUACACGCCAUAGAUGACUCUAGAUUUUCUCUAGUUAUUUUCUCCAAAAAUUAUGCUUCUUCUUCAUGGUGCUUGGAUGAACUGGUUCAUAUCAUCAAACGCAUGGAGAAGAAGAAACAGAUUGUUCUGCCUGUGUUUUACCACGUCGAUCCAUCGGAUGUGCGCAGCCAAAAGGGAAGCUAUGCAGAUGCGUUUGUGAAACGUAAAAAAAGUUACAGUGAUUCUAUCAUACAACAAUGGAGGCGCGCUUUGACUACAGCAUCUAAUCUUUCAGGAUGGCAUGUGUCGAAUACCAGGUUCUCUUUCUCCAACUUCACUAGUACUACUGUUAUACACUGUAAUAUUUCAAUUAAUACUCCAUUAUUAGGAGCUAAUAUAUCUAGGAAUGAUGCUGAGUUAGUUGAUGAAAUUGUCAACUAUAUUCGAGGAAAAUUGAGAUACACAUCCUCCUCAACUAGUAACUUAAAGCAAGGAUUGGUUGGAAUUGAUAAGUCUAUACAAGAUCUCUGUAGGUUGCUAUCAAAUGCUCCUAUUGUAGGGAUUUGUGGCAUGGGUGGGUUGGGUAAGACCACCUUAGCUGAAGUCGUGUUCGAACAAUUUCGUCACCAGUUUGAUGGUCAUUGUUUUCUACGAAAUGUUAAAGAAGUAGUCAAAAAACAUGGAUCGACUUAUUUGGCACAAGAAUUUUUUGGAAGACUACUAUCCAAUAAGGGAAAAUAUAUAGACUUGGAAGAUUUGGAUAUUGAAAAGGAAAGACUAUAUCAUAAAAAGUUACUCAUUGUUCUUGACGAUAUAGAGAAUAUAAGUGAACAUGAUUCUUUACUUAGAGAUAGUCGUGUUUGGUUGAAUUCUGAAAGUAAAGUUAUCAUAACAAGUAGAAAUCUACAAGUGCUUCGGAAUAUUAUUGGAGAUGACGAAAAGUUGAUAUACAACCUAAAGCUACUCGAUGAAGAUGAAGCUCUCGAACUCUUCUAUUUGCAUGCCUUGAAAAAGAACAAAAUUGCUCGAGAAAGUUGUACAGAAAUUUCAAGAGAGUUGGUGAAUUAUGCUCAAGGCCUUCCUCUUGCUCUUAUAGUUUUAGGUCGUCAUCUAUAUUCAAAGAGAGAAGAAGUGUGGCAGAGCUUGUUGAUGAAGCUGAAAGUAGAACCAGAUGAAAGUUUUCUACAAGUGCUAAAGAUGAGUUUCGAUGGAUUGGAUGUUAAGGAGAAGAACAUAUUUCUUGAUAUAGCAUGUUUUUUUCGAGGUGAGAAAAAAUAUUAUGUGAAGGAAAUUUUGGAUGAUUGUGGUUGUUUUGACAUUGUUAUUGAAGUUCUUGUUGAUAAGUGUUUGAUAACUAUAUGUGAGGGUAGACUUCAAAUGCAUGAUUUGUUGAAAGAAAUGGGUUGGUCAAUUGCUCGUGGAUUGAAUAAUAGGCUAUGGAUUGCCAAAGAUAUUUGCCAUGUCUUAAGAAGUAACUCGGACCAGGAUGUUAAAACAUUAAAAUAUGUCAUUCUUUCUCACUCCAAGAAGCUGACUUGUCUCCCAGAUCUCUCUCAAGCAAAUCUUCAAUUGCUACGCUUACAUGGUUGUACAAGUUUACUUGAGCUUCCUCCGAUAAGAUUUCACAAUGCUCAUGACAUUAUUAAUGCAGAAAAUGAAUCAGAAGUAAUGUACAAAUAUCACAAUUUAAUGCUACAACUUAUAAACUAUAUGAAGCUCAUGAUGAUGAACCCUUUGUUAAACGCCCAAAACCUGGAGAAUUGA
Messenger RNA from Humulus lupulus (European hop), 1932 nucleotides. RefSeq names its product disease resistance protein Roq1-like. The transcript is spliced from 3 exons. The record is from RefSeq and is a predicted model, not a curated record. Gene Ontology annotation, molecular function: ADP binding. Bases 1 to 1932 code for a protein of 643 amino acids. Gene Ontology annotation, biological process: signal transduction; defense response. Lineage: Eukaryota; Viridiplantae; Streptophyta; Magnoliopsida; Rosales; Cannabaceae.